CGAGCUGCGAGGGCCGUGAGCGCACCAACAGACUGACGGACCGACGGACUGGCGGCCGGCGGGACCGACGGGGUAGUGCAGGGAGCUGGGAUGCGGCGGGACACCGGCAUGCCUGGCCACAUACAGCAGCCAAGUGGGCGCGGGAACCGAGGCCCUGCGCCCUCGCCUUCCGCAGGCCCGGGCCCCGGACCUGGAGCCUUGGAAAGGGUGGCGCUCAAGAAGGAGAUCGGGCUGGUGAGCGCCUGCACCAUCAUCAUCGGGAACAUCAUUGGCUCAGGCAUCUUCAUCUCACCCAAAGGUGUCCUGGAGCACUCAGGCUCUGUGGGCCUGGCCCUCUUCGUCUGGGUCCUAGGAGGGAGCGUAACAGCUCUGGGAUCCCUCUGCUAUGCAGAGCUAGGAGUUGCCAUCCCCAAGUCCGGAGGGGACUACGCCUAUGUCACUGAGAUCUUCGGGGGCCUGGCUGGAUUCCUGCUGCUCUGGAGUGCCGUCCUCAUCAUGUACCCCACCAGCCUGGCUGUCAUCUCCAUGACCUUCUCCAACUACGUUCUGCAGCCUGUCUUCCCCAACUGCAUCCCCCCAGCCACAGCCUCCCGAGUACUCUCCAUGGCCUGUCUAAGACACUUUGAGGAGCUGAGGCCCGGCAAUGCCUUCGCCUUCUGGAUGACACCCUCUGUGGGUCACCUGGCCCUGGCAUUCCUCCAGGGUUCCUUUGCCUUCAGUGGCUGGAACUUCCUCAACUAUGUCACAGAGGAGCUGGUUGACCCUCGAAAAAACCUACCUCGAGCCAUCUUCAUUUCCAUCCCACUGGUAACCUUUGUGUACACAUUCACCAACAUCGCCUACUUCACUGCCAUGUCCCCCCAGGAGCUGCUGUCCUCCAACGCAGUGGCUGUGACCUUUGGGGAGAAGCUGCUGGGCUACUUUUCAUGGGUCAUGCCUGUCUCUGUGGCACUGUCUACUUUUGGAGGGAUCAAUGGUUACCUGUUCACUUCGUCCAGGCUAUGCUUCUCUGGAGCCCGAGAAGGACACUUGCCCAGCUUGCUGGCCAUGAUCCAUGUCAGACGCUGCACCCCUAUCCCUGCCCUUCUUGUCUGUUGCGGGGCCACAGCGGUCAUCAUGCUCGUGGGUGACACAUACACACUCAUCAACUAUGUGUCCUUCAUCAACUACCUCUGCUACGGCGUCACUAUCCUGGGCCUGCUCGUGCUGCGCUGGAGGAGGCCGGCGCUCCACAGGCCCAUCAAGGUGAACCUCCUUGUCCCUGUUACAUACUUGGUGUUCUGGGCAUUCCUGCUGAUCUUCAGCUUCAUCUCAGAGCCUAUGGUCUGUGGGGUCGGUGUCAUCAUCAUUCUCACUGGGGUCCCCAUCUUCUUCCUGGGAGUAUUCUGGAGAAGCAAACCAAAGUGUGUGCACAGACUCACAGAGUCCAUGACACGCUGGGGCCAGGAGCUGUGUUUCGUGGUUUACCCCCAGGGCUCCCUGGAGGAGGAGGAAAAUGGCCCCAUGGGCCAGGCCUCCCCACUGCCCACCACGGACAAGCCCUUGAAGACACAAUGACACCUUGUAGAGACUGAAGCAGCUGUUUCUGUUUACAUGUUGUUUAUUAAGGAGGGUUUUUUUUUUUUUCAAAAAAACUUUUUUCUGGAAAAAAAGAAAUAUGACCCUUAGAGGCCUGUUGUAAGGAACCCUACUGCUGGGGUCAGGCUUCCUGUCUUAGCACAGCCCUGCUAGUUUUUUUCUGAAAGGACUAGAAAUAAACAGGGCUGGUUGUUGCUUGUAUGCAGGUUGGGAACAUGCCUCAGUUGGGGGUGGGGGACAUUAGCUGGGAAGGUGCUGUGGAGGUUUUCAGCACUAGAGGGUUUGCUGCUUGACCCAGAGCUGGCUCCAUGGGGCCCAGAGUCAUCCUGCCCCAAGGUGACAGUGAGGAUGGGGCUCCAUCCAUGAUUCUCCAUGAGCCACCUUGAGCUCAGCCACCCAGGAAAACCCAGAAAGCCCCAGCUAGGACUGUCUUCCCAUAAAUCAUUACAGAGUGAAUGCCACCACUUCCACUUCACACUGGCUUCAGUUGGGGAAACUGAGGCCCUGAGGCAGGAUGGGCUGGAUGUGGCCAUUGUUAGCCAAUACCUUGGCCUCUGUCCCCUGAGAAGGUGUAGAGCGGCCUGUCCCGUGGUCAGUCUUCUCUCAUGGCCACCUUUCCUACCUUAUCAUAGUGCCUGGGGAUUGGCCCAGAAGCCAGUGGGCAAAGGGCACUGGCCUAGCCAUGCCCAUACCGCCACCAUGAGUCGAAGCCCCUAGCCCAUCUCCUACAGGAUCCCUCAAAGGGCACUGGCCUAGCCAUGCCCAUACUGCCACCAUGGGUCGAAGCCCCUAGCCCAUCUCCUACAGGAUCCCUGAGGGGAGGGGUAGACGGAGCACUCACCAUGAACGAGGUCCAACACCCUCCAUGGCCCUUGCAGGCCUUACUACAGCUCCUGGCACAGCUCUGGGGUGGGCAGCUGAUGCCACCAGAGGGUGAAUGAACUGAGAAGUCACACAAAACAUUCCAGAAAGCCUGGCCCUGGUUCCCUUGCUUCUCUGGAAACUGAGUCCCAGAUCAGAGUUGCAGAGAGCAAGUGGACAAGAGACCCCAAGGUGCUAUGUUCACGCAGACCUCAAAGGCAAGCUCAUGGUU
Molecule: messenger RNA, 2671 nt
Organism: Nannospalax galili (Upper Galilee mountains blind mole rat)
Lineage: Eukaryota; Metazoa; Chordata; Mammalia; Rodentia; Spalacidae
Gene: Slc7a10
Product: solute carrier family 7 member 10
Exons: 10
Coding region: 91-1557 (488 amino acids)
Biological process (GO): amino acid transmembrane transport; D-serine transmembrane transport; D-alanine transmembrane transport
Cellular component (GO): membrane
Molecular function (GO): L-amino acid transmembrane transporter activity; neutral L-amino acid transmembrane transporter activity
Source: RefSeq, a predicted model, not a curated record